GCCUCCGCGGCUGCCGCCCGUGAACGGUUGGGAUUUGAAUCUGCCGCGGGUUGCAGCCGGAAGUAUCGAUCCUUCAGCCAGGCAUGGAGAUCUCCUGCCCCGGUGCGCGGUGCCCGGUGCAAGAGCAGCGUGCCCGCUGGGAGCGGAAACGCGCCUGCACCGCCCGGGAGCUGCUAGAGACCGAGCGGCGCUACCAAGAACAGCUGGGGCUGGUGGCCACGUACUUUUUGGGGAUCCUGAAAGCCAAGGGGACCCUGCGACCACCUGAGCGCCAGGCCCUGUUUGGCUCCUGGGAGCUCAUCUACGGCGCCAGCCAGGAGCUGCUUCCCUACCUGGAAGGAGGAUGCUGGGGCCAAGGGCUGGAGGGCUUCUGCCGCCACUUGGAGCUCUAUAACCAAUUUGCUGCCAACUCAGAGAGGUCCCAGACCACCCUGCAGGAGCAGCUAAAGAAAAAUAAAGGUUUCCGGAGGUUUGUACGGCUUCAGGAAGGCCGCCCUGAGUUUGGGGGCCUUCAGCUCCAGGACCUGCUCCCUCUGCCUCUGCAGCGGCUCCAGCAGUAUGAGAAUCUCGUUGUUGCUUUGGCUGAAAACACAGGUCCCAACAGCCCUGACCAUCAACAGCUCACACGCGCUGCCCGACUGAUAAGUGAGACUGCCCAGAGAGUCCACACUAUUGGUCAGAAACAGAAGAAUGACCAGCACCUUCGGCGUGUCCAGGCUCUGCUCAGUGGACGUCAGGCAAAGGGGCUGACCUCAGGGCGCUGGUUCCUACGCCAGGGCUGGCUGUUGGUGGUGCCUCCCCAUGGGGAGCCUCGGCCCCGCAUGUUCUUCCUCUUCACUGAUGUGCUCCUCAUGGCCAAGCCUCGACCUCCACUGCACCUGCUGCGGAGUGGCACCUUUGCCUGCAAGGCCCUCUACCCCAUGACCCAGUGUCAUCUCAGCAGGGUCUUUGGCCACUCAGGAGGCCCUUGUGGUGGGUUGCUCAGUCUCCAUGGAAACAGCAAGGGCUUCAGCUUUGGCCUGGACCUUUCUGAGCCAUGCGCUAAGAGGUGGUCUCUCUCUAGCUGUCCUUCCCUCAUGAGAAGCUACUGCUUAUGUCCACAGACCAGGAGGAGCUGUCACGCUGGUACCACAGUCUGACUUGGGCUAUCAGCAGCCAGAAAAACUAGAGGAAUCUUACAGAUUCCAGAACUCAGGAUACCUCAGGGAUAGGUCACAGCCAGGAGUACAAAGGAAAUCUUCUUCAGUACUGAACAGAACAGAACCCUUCAUGAUUUGACAAAAGUCACUUUGUGUUUGCCUGGACCAAGCUACUCCAGAUCAUCUGACCAACUCUUAAAAAUCACGGCCAGGCACAGUGGCUCAUGCCUGUAAUUCCAGCACUUUGGGAAGCAGAGGUGGGAGGAUCCUUCGAGCCCAGGAGUUCAAGACCAGCCUGGGCAACACAGUGAGUGAGAUCCUGUCUCUAUUUAAGAAAAAAUAAUUAAGAAAUUUUAUUAAAAAAGGAGAAUCAGGAAACCAAGUCCAACCCAACUGAACCUCAACCGAACCAGCCCCUAACACAGAUGAGGGGAUUUGGGACUGAUAAGCUCUGUGCUGUGUCCAUGGCCCGUCAUUUAUCAAGGUUGCAGCUUUGUAAAUGUGGCUAUUUUUAUGUUGUGUAUAGUUUCUAUCAUUUAUUUUUCCACUGGAUUUGAGUAAAGUCUUUUUCUUUUUUUUUUGGGAAA
This is a messenger RNA of Symphalangus syndactylus (siamang), 1726 nucleotides long. RefSeq names its product Rho guanine nucleotide exchange factor 39 (gene ARHGEF39). Gene Ontology annotation, biological process: positive regulation of cell migration. Gene Ontology annotation, cellular component: plasma membrane. Gene Ontology annotation, molecular function: guanyl-nucleotide exchange factor activity. The record is from RefSeq and is a predicted model, not a curated record. NCBI's taxonomy places the organism in Eukaryota, Metazoa, Chordata, Mammalia, Primates, Hylobatidae.